UAAUCAGCAGAGUUGAAAAAAUCAAUCAGCUGAUUGUCUAAAAGCAUGCUAUAGGCGAUUGUGUACGCAAAGAAAUUAUAUUUGUGACAACUAAGUAUAUUUAUAUUUCGCACAGUAAAUUGAUGAAUUUAAAGAGUUAUUUACGUUUAUUAAAAAAAAUGACAGUGGGAGGAAAUGGCACAAGUUUGGACUAUCGCAAUAAGGUAAUAAUGGCGCCGAUGGUUCGAGUUGGAACUUUACCAAUGCGUUUGAUGGCUUUGGAAUUCGGUGCAGACAUUGUUUAUACAGAAGAAUUAAUUGAUUUAAAGUUAAUGCGAAGCAAGAGACGUGUAAAUGCUGCAUUGGGCACCAUUGACUUUGUUGACAGAAGUGAUGGAACAAUUGUAUUUCGCACUUGUGCAAAGGAACGACAACAACUUGUGCUGCAGUUGGGAACAAGUGACGCAGAACGCGCAUUAAGCGUAGGCAAACUAGUAGAAAAUGACAUUGCUGGGCUAGACAUAAAUAUGGGAUGCCCCAAAGAAUUCUCCAUAAAAGGAGGAAUGGGUGUAGCACUACUUGCUCAACCAGAUAAGGCGGAGCACAUCCUAACAACACUAUGCAAAAAUUUGAGCAUUCCAGUAACCUGCAAAAUUAGAAUUUUACCAGACCUCAACGAUACGAUCAAAUUGGUGCAGCGUUUUGCAACUACAGGAAUAGCUGCUAUUGCGAUACAUGGGCGUACGCGGGAUGAACGACCACAGCACGCGCCACAUCCAGAUUUUAUACGAGAAAUUGCGAAGGCGGUCAAUAUACCAGUGAUUGCAAAUGGCGGUUCCAAAGAGUUUCAGAAAUAUAAAGACUUAAUAAGAUUUCGCGAUUUGUGCGGUGCUACUAGUGUUAUGGUGGGUAGAGCUGCACAGUUGAAUGUUUCUAUUUUUCGAAAAGAAGGAAUGCUGCCUAUGGAUGAUAUUAUUGUUAAGUAUUUAAAGCUGAGUGUCGACUACGAUAACGCAGCACAUAACACGAAAUAUUGCGUGCAAAACAUAUUAAAAGAGUUGCAAGAAUCACCGCGUGGUAAACAAUUUUUACAAUGUCAGACGCUACAACAAAUGUGUGAAAUCUGGUCGCUGGGCGAUUAUUGUUAUCGCAAACAAUUGGAACUGCAAGAGCGCGGAAACUUUGGCAGACGUGAAGUGGCGCCUGGCAUGAUACCUGAUGAUGACACCAGUGAAGGUCCCGAAAUAAAACGACAAAAAAUGGAUAUACCACCACUAGAGGCUGAUGUUGUGCAACACAAUAUUGCAUUCUUGCGUUCGAAUUACAAUAGCGAUACAGAAUUGCCAAAAACAAAACUCUACACGUAUGCUGGUCGUAACAACAUAAGCAUAGCGCAAUAUGAAACGCAACGCAUUGAUAAACUCUUCCGUGCCAUUUGCACUUUCAACGGCAAACGGUAUACGAGCUCAUUUUGGGAGAAAAAUAAAAAACAGGCCGAACAGGGUGCAGCACUGGUAUGUUUACUUGACAUUGGCGAAGUAACGGAAGAUGAUUUAAUAAAAAAUGGUAGCAUAUUACGGUGAUAUAUUGAUUAUUAUUUAUGUAAAUAUGACUUAUAAAUGUUUUUACUGCAAUGGUGAUAAUGAAACUUAAUAAAAAAAAAAAAAAGAGUUAAGUUUGUAUUAGA
This is a messenger RNA of Bactrocera tryoni, 1666 nucleotides long. It is a transcript of the gene Dus2, whose product is annotated as tRNA-dihydrouridine(20) synthase [NAD(P)+]-like. Gene Ontology annotation, biological process: tRNA dihydrouridine synthesis. Gene Ontology annotation, molecular function: tRNA dihydrouridine synthase activity; tRNA binding. Gene Ontology annotation, cellular component: cytoplasm. Bases 123 to 1562 code for a protein of 479 amino acids. Lineage: Eukaryota; Metazoa; Arthropoda; Insecta; Diptera; Tephritidae. The record is from RefSeq and is a predicted model, not a curated record. The transcript is spliced from 7 exons.